GUCAGUGGAGCCUGCAUAUAAUGAUGUAUGGUGUAUUGUGUAUGGUGUAGAUGUCAUGCGGCCUGUUUGUACUCGCUAGGCGGGAGAAUGCACCGGAGAGUGGUGACUGGAGUGUUGAGAGAGUGUGGAGUGAUUGACUGGCACUGUGACUGUGCUGAGUCUGCACUUGACUGGAAUAGAGUGACGUGGAUGUGCUGCUGCGUUUCAUUCUGUAUACACUCCGCUGAUCAACCAGCUCAAUUCGGUGUGUGUAUGUGUGUGCGCAUCAGCCACAGUGUCAAGGUUUUCAAGAGCUCUCUCUCUAUUCUAGCCUAGCUCAGUACUAAAUUCUUUGCUGUGGUGCGGAACAGGAGCACACAGCUAGUCUCUUUGCUUGGUCUCCAAGAUACUGUAGUGAGCUUAGACAAUCUUUGUGACACUUGGUAGCAGCUGUUUUUACCUCUCUCAUACUCAUAGGGUAUUACAGGCCAGAGUAGGAUUGCAAGUCUGAAGUUGAGAACAUUUUUAUAAUUAUUGGACAGAGCAAGAGAGUGAGUGAAUAGCUGCAGUAGUUGGGCCUCUGUUUCUGUAGCCGUGUGGAGUUAUAGCAGCACUGUGAGUGUCUCCACUGCCGAAUGUGCUUGCUGUGAAAGCAAGACAGGACACCAUUCACUGAGAGAGUGUAGCUUGGCAAGUUGCUUGCAGCAGCUUGUUUAGUGUGAGGUCACCACCUGCCUGGCAAGAGCUUGAAGUUGAAGGACCUUUGGUCUACCAGGAGUUAGCAUUUCAUGCUGCAGUAGUUUUAUGGAUGUAGCUCUUCCCUAGUCUCUUGCUGAGAGAGUAGUGCUUCACGGAGAGACCUAGCUGAGAUCAGUGCAGUCAGUGGACAGGAGGCAGACAGCUGAAUCCUGGAUACUAGGUUCAGAGAGGAGAGAGAGAGAGAGGAGAGAGAGAAAGAAAGACAAGGCUGACCAGUGUUGGAUAGUAUGGGACCAUCAUUGCAGACUGGUAACAGCAGUCUGCCAAUACGGAGCGAUGUUAUUCAGAGGAAGGGACGAUCGUCCCAGCGCAAGUCAUGUCGUAUCGACAGUCGCCGAUUCAGCAUGCCUUCGUCGCUGUUCGAUCACAACCUUCUCUGCAUACCGCCCACUGUUCUUGCUGCUCAGAUAACUCUGCUAGACCUGCCACUGUUCCAGGCCAUUCCACGCAAGGAGCUGCAAGCAUGUGAUUGGAACUGCAAGCUGAAGCAAAAUGUGUCGCCGCGAAUCGUGGCGUUCAUCGCACAAUUCAACCAGGUAUGUUAUUGGUUGGUGCGUGAGAUCCUCAAGGUGGCCGAGGUGAAGGCACGGUGUGAGCGCCUCACUCACAUCAUCCACCUAGCAGAUGCAUUGCUUGAACUGAACAAUAUCAACAGUUUGAAGGCAGUCAUGUCGGCGCUAUCCAGCCAGCCCGUGUUCCGUCUCUCGCAGACCUGGGACCUACUCAGCAAGAAGGACCAGGCCACCUACACACGCCUCAGUAACCUGCUGUCAGAGGAUAACAACAAGGCUGCUCUCCGGGCGUACAUGGAGACCGCCGCUCGACCUUGCAUCCCUUUCCUGGGCAUGUACCUGACCGACUUGCUCUUCCUGAACACGGCACGGCAAGGCGCUGAUCCAACCAUGGCCCACACCAGCAAGGAGCGCAUGCAGGCACUCAUAGACAACAUCUGCGUGCUGCAGAUGUCUAGUUACGAGGAGCUGGAGGAUAACUCUGGUGUACGCGAUUACAUUCAGUCGCACCGCUAUCUGGACGAGAUGCAGAUAUUCGAGGAGGACCAGCACUAUAAAAUGUCGUUAGCCCUGGAGCCUCCGUUUGUUCAGCCACGGCCCUGUACCACAGCCAGUAGUACAGUUGCCAGUACUAGCACCAGUAACUCUUCACUGACAUCGGCAUCAUGUACUGGUCCAUCGUCUGAGUCCUCGCCGGUCCCAGUGGCUAAGCCAGGUGGCGUACUGGGCACGCGUUCGGCCGUCUUGUCCCGUGCCUCUGCACGUGACAAUGCCGGUUCUCUCUCGCUAUCACGCAGUCUAUCUCUGGAGCAACCUUCAAUGCUGCAGGGGCAUCGCCGAUCGCGCAGUAACUGUGAUCGGCAAGACUUCCUCUUCUCGCUGAGUGUGAUUGCUCCGGAGGCAGCUUGCGGUCCACGUCACCUGAUCGACGGUAGUCUGAUGUCCUCUACGCUGUCUGUCGGCUCUGAGGGCACCAUCACCUGCAGCUCUAGUAACGGCAGUGCUGGAGAUAUUACGAGUGUGGAGGAGACGAAUGUCGUUGGUGUUGCAGUGCGCUGUGAGGAGUCUGAUGAUGACAGCGAGAAUUUGCUCAGCAAUGAGUUGUGUGAUAGUGAUGAUUACAGUGACUCUAUGGAUUCUCUUCGCUCAAACUGUAACUGGGACUAUCCGCUCAUUAUUGGUAAUGUUCAAAUUCGCAAGGUACAGUCAAAGCGUGAUCUCGAGCCUUUGUCUCCGACCACGUUCCGAGCAAGACAAACGGGAUCACUGAAGAGCGGGGCAGGGGGAUUUAUACGUCCAUGGAAGACCACGUCGGCACGUGUGUGUGGCAAUGCGCUCGCCUUCUUCCCCGUUUCCAGUACUCGUGCAAGUAAACGCAAAGAACGUCGCAAUACCACGACGUCCAGUGAACCGUUUCACAUCAUCGAUCUGGACAGUGAUGCAAACAUAUCCUGCGACAAAGCACGCACCAUCUGCAUAGCUCGACCACUAGAACUCGCAGUGGUGUUGAAAUUUCAAACGGAGGAGGAGAGAAACUCGUGGCUGAGUGUUAUCAGCGAUACCAUAGCAAAGUCUGGCCAACAUACUGAGCCUGAACCAGCUCACUUGCUGAUAGAUUUCAACGAGCCACUGUGUACUGCCUAGUAAUAGUGUGGUCACGCAGCCGCAGCUCUGUCUCUGCUCCGUCUCUGCUCUGUCUCUGCUCCGCCAUCUUGUGAAUAACUCUACUCUCUCUGUGCUAGCAGAGCAGCGCGUGUGAUAGCAGUUACUGACACUGUGGCUACUAUCUACCAGCUCUACACUGACAGUCUAUAGACUGUGAGUCUACUACCAGCUCUGCAGUGAGUCUACAGACCAUGUGUCUAUCAGCUCUGCAGUGAGUCAGUCUACAUGGACUGUAUGCUAUCUUCUAUAAGCAGCACGGCUGUCUACGUGUUUGCAAGUCGACUGAUUUAUCAUGAUUCGGAUUUCCGACCCCUUCCCCUCGUCCCCGUCCAUCGCGCACCACUUGAUUGAACACUGCUACCUAACUUGAUGGCGUCUUUAACCGAUUUGUCUCUUUUCUGCCACUUGACAAUACCAGCACUGGCAGCAGCACCCAGUGACGGUGAUGAACAGUGACGACUAACAAUGUAACAUACUUGCACGCCCCCCGCUCCUCCUCCUCCUCCUCCGCCUGUCCCCCGCACCCUCACCGCACCAUGCUGUGUACCAGCUUCCUAUCCAUUGCAGCAGCAGCUGCAGCAGCCACACUCGCGCCCCGUUGCACGGGACUUGACCAUCACCGAGUUGGUGUAUAGCUUCGUGCAACCGUGUGUGUGUGUGUGUGUGUGUGUGUGUGUGUGUGUGUGUGUGUGUGUGUGUGUGUGUGUGUGUGUGUGUGUGUGUGUGUG
Messenger RNA from Sycon ciliatum, 3643 nucleotides. RefSeq names its product ras-specific guanine nucleotide-releasing factor RalGPS2-like. Gene Ontology annotation, molecular function: guanyl-nucleotide exchange factor activity. Lineage: Eukaryota; Metazoa; Porifera; Calcarea; Leucosolenida; Sycettidae. The record is from RefSeq and is a predicted model, not a curated record. Bases 966 to 2894 code for a protein of 642 amino acids. Gene Ontology annotation, cellular component: plasma membrane. Gene Ontology annotation, biological process: positive regulation of GTPase activity; Ras protein signal transduction. The transcript has 15 exons.